Messenger RNA from Notechis scutatus (mainland tiger snake), 3639 nucleotides. RefSeq names its product reversion inducing cysteine rich protein with kazal motifs (gene RECK). The record is from RefSeq and is a predicted model, not a curated record. Gene Ontology annotation, molecular function: protein binding; metalloendopeptidase inhibitor activity. Gene Ontology annotation, cellular component: plasma membrane. Gene Ontology annotation, biological process: extracellular matrix organization; sprouting angiogenesis; blood vessel maturation. NCBI's taxonomy places the organism in Eukaryota, Metazoa, Chordata, Lepidosauria, Squamata, Elapidae.
AUGAAAAGGCGCCCGGGGUGGUUGGCGGAUGGGGCGGACGGCAGAGGACGAGCUAUGGCGACUCGAGGCAGUCAUCCACAGCGGGAGAAUGGACGAAGUCAGACAGAUUUGUUAAUCAUCCCCGUGUUACUCUUGUUCCUCCCAGGCAUGACGGGUGCAUCAUGCUGUUACCUUGCGAAGAAUAACUUAAUGUGUCAUGAUGUUUGUGAACUGAUUUUGGCAUCUAAGAGUGAUUCACAUUUGAAACACCUGUUGCAACGUGCUCCUGAAUAUUGUCCAGAAUCUAUGAGAGAGGUUUGGGGCUGUAUAAAUUCCUCUUUGCCAGGUGUUUUGAAAAAAUCUGAUGGCUGGGUUGGCUUAGGGUGCUGUGAAUUAGCCAUUGCAAUAGAAUGUCGACAAGCAUGUAAACAGGCAUCUUCAAAAAACGAUAUCUUGAAAAUUUGCAGGAAAGAAUAUGAGAACACUCUUUUUAGUUGUAUUAACAAAAAUGAAAUGGGAUCAGUUUGUUGUAAUUAUGCUGGCCAUCAAACAAAUUGCUGGGAAUACUGUCAAGCAAUCUUUCGAACAGAUACUUCUCCAGGCCCUUCCCAGAUAAAGACACUUGAAAAUUACUGUGUUUCUGUGAGCCCAAUGCUACUGAAUUGUGUGAAUAACUAUACACAGUCAUAUCCAAUGAGAAACUCAACAGAUAGUUUAUACUGUUGUGAUAGAGCAGAAGAUCAUGUUUGCCAAACAGCUUGUAAAAGGAUACUGAUGUCAAUGAAAACAGAACAUGAAAUUGUGGAUGGACUUAUUGAAAGUUGUAAAACAAUGCCUCUUCCACAGGAUCCUCUUUGGCAAUGUUUCUUGGAGAGCUCAAGAUCUGUUCAUCCUGGAGUGACACUGCAUCCACCACCUUCAACAGUUCUGGACAGUGCUAAGUUGCACUGUUGUUCCAAAGCAAAUACUUCUUUGUGCAGAGAUGUAUGCACUAAACUUUAUACAAGCAGCAGGGGCAAUACACAAAGCUGGCAAGAAUUUGAUCGUUUUUGUGAAUAUAAUCCUGUUGAAGUUUCAAUGUUGACUUGCUUAGCAGAUGUACGUGAACCUUGUCAGCUGGGCUGUAGAAAUCUAACUUUCUGCACUAAUUUUAAUAACAGGCCUACUGAACUCUUCAGGAGCUGCAAUGCCCAGUCAGAUCAAGGAGCUAUGAAUGAUAUGAGACUUUGGGAAAAAGGAAGCAUUAAGAUGCCUUUUAUAAAUAUACCUGUACUUGAUAUUAAGAAAUGCCAACCAGAAAUGUGGAAGGCAGUUGCUUGUUCACUGCAAAUUAAACCGUGUCAUAGUAAAUCUAGAGGAAGUAUUAUUUGCAAGUCAGAUUGUGUAGAAAUUCUCAAAAAAUGUGGAGACUUAAGCAAAUUUCCUGAGGGACAUAUGGCUGAAAGCAUCUGUGAACUUUUAUCUCCAGCUGAUGAUUUGGAGACUUGCAUACCUUUAGAUACCUACCUUCGUCCAAGUACAUUGGAUAAUAUUGUAGAAGAUGUUACACAUCCCUGUAACCCAAAUCCCUGUGCUGCAAAUCAGUUGUGUGAAGUAAACAGAAAGGGAUGUCAGCCUCUUGAACCUUGUCUUCCCUAUUUUUGUAUUCAGGGCUGCAAAUUGGGUGAAGCCUCUGAUUUUAUUGUCCGUCAAGGUACACUCAUCCAAGUACCAUCUUCUGUUGGAGAUGUCGGUUGCUAUAAAAUCUGCACAUGUGGCCAGAAUGGUUUGUUAGAAAACUGUAUGGAAAUGCAUUGUAUUGAUCUCCAAAAGUCAUGCAUUGUUGGAGGGCAAAGAAAAAGCCAUGGAACAUCUUUUAAUAUAGACUGCAAUGUCUGUUCAUGUUUUUCUGGGAAUUUGAUAUGCUCCACUCGUCAGUGUCUCAAUGAAUUAAGUUCAGAUGAUGAACUAUUUACAGGUCUGCCAUGUAACUGCGCUGAUCAGUUUGUCCCAGUAUGUGGGCAGAAUGGACGUACAUAUCCAAGUGCAUGUAUAGCACGUUGUGUUGGGCUACAUGAUAAUCAGUUUGAAUUUGGGUCCUGCAUUUCUAAGGAUCCUUGCAACUCUAAUCCCUGCCCCAAAAAUCAGAGAUGUUUACCAAAGCCACAGGUUUGUUUAACAAGUUUUGAGAACUUUGGAUGUAACCAAUAUGAAUGUGUGCCAAGACAAUUUAGUUGUGGUGACCAGUUGCGAGAUCCUGUUUGUGACACAGACAAUAUAGAAUAUAAUAAUCUCUGUGCUCUGCAUCAAAAAGGAAAAAUUAUAUCAUACAAAGGUCCAUGUCAGUCCUUUUGCAAAUCAGUAGAUUUGGUAUGUGGCCAUAACGGGGAAACUUAUAGCAACGUCUGUGCUGCUUUUUCUGAUCGUGUGGCUGUUGAUUACAAUGGACUUUGUCAAGCUGUGGGAGUCCUUUCUGACUACAGUUAUCAAGGAGAAUGUGUAUCUGUUACAUGUUCCCGUCUUUCAGCAACAGGAUACAAGCCAGUUAUCCCACCAGGAGCUUGUUGUCCUUUGUAUGCAGGAAUAUUGAGGGUCUUAUAUGACAAAGAAAAAUUGGAUACUUUUGCCAGGAUAACCAACCAAAAGCCUAUCACAGUCCUUGAAAUACUUCAAAAGAUCCGUCUCCAUGUUUCGGUACCACAGUGUGAUGUGUUUGGAUACUUCAGCAUAGAAUCUGAACUUAUAAUUCUUAUUAUUCCCGUUGAUCAGAAUCCUAAGCCUCUUCAGAUUGAAGCAUGCAAUAAAGAAGCAGAAAAGAUAGAAUCACUGAUCAACUCUGACAGUCCUGCUUUAGCAUCCCAUGUACCUCUCUCAGCGCUUAUUGCAGCCCAGGUGGAAGUGUCAUUCAAGAUGUCUUCGUCUCAUAGUCAAAUUAUAUUAGCAAACUAUUUGGUCUUUUGGAACCUUGUGCUAAUUUUUUUAGCCAUCAAGUGUAAUACAUAGUAAAAAAAAUAUUCAAGUAGACUUUAAUAUUUAUUUUGCGAAAGACAUUCAAAUCUAGUGAAGUAACAAUGUCAUAAUUUGUGGACCUACUUGUAGGCCCACAAGGAUUGCUUCACAGAAUUCCAACUGUACAUUUUAAUUACAAAAUUGGGUUAUUAUUUGCCAUUAACUUAAUCUUUAAUAUACCGUAAAAUAGCAAAUAAACAGUGCUGUACAAUAUAACAAGUCCUGAAUAUAACAAAAAUUUUCAGUGAUGAAAGUAGCAUAAAAUAUCACUGUGGUGUUUCUGUAUACACACUCAUUUCUUUUAGCCUUCUUCAGUUAGGUUUGUUUGGAAAUAUCUAUUGUAAGGUUUUUGAAUGUCCUGGCAAGGGAAGUUAAACUGGCUUCAGACCUAAAUGGAAAUGGAAAAUAAUUUUUAGUCAGAUAGCUUGCUGUUAUUGUGGGUCUUGUAAUUUCAUAGGGGUAUGUUCAAUUAGUUUUUAAAAUCAUAGCUUUAGUGUUUUAACCAUCUUUGAUCAUUAGAUGCCUUAAUGCAAUAAUUUUAGUGGCAAAGUAAGAUAUAAAUUAAAUCAAUAAAUUAUUAAGUACUGUUGGAUAUUUUAAACUUACAAUAUUAACAGAUUAAAUGAGUGAAUAUUUACACUCAUUAACGGAUAUAACUCUAGCAUACAUUUU